This is a messenger RNA of Mangifera indica (mango), 1443 nucleotides long. Its product is annotated as probable polygalacturonase. Gene Ontology annotation, molecular function: polygalacturonase activity. Lineage: Eukaryota; Viridiplantae; Streptophyta; Magnoliopsida; Sapindales; Anacardiaceae. Gene Ontology annotation, biological process: carbohydrate metabolic process. The transcript is spliced from 6 exons. The record is from RefSeq and is a predicted model, not a curated record. The coding region runs from base 1 to 1416 and encodes 471 amino acids.
AUGGAGUUGUGCCCAAAAUCAAGAUAUUACCAGAUUAUUGCAAUUGUCUCAAGCAUUUUGAUAUUGAAAUUACUAAGUUUACGGGUAGAAGGAAGAAGCCAACUGGAGUCCAUUUCCUAUCCUUCCAUAAACUGUCGCAAACACACUGCAUUAUUGACUGAUUUUGGAGGUGUUGGCGAUGGAGAAACUUCCAAUACCAAGGCGUUUAAUUCAGCCAUUGCCAAUCUAAGCCAGUUCGCAUCAGACGGCGGAGCUCAACUUAUUGUUCCUCCCGGAAAAUGGCUAACCGGCAGUUUUAAUCUCACUAGUCAUUUCACUCUUUAUAUCCAUAAGGAUGCUGUUCUUCUUGCUUCUCAGGAUGAAAAAGAAUGGCCUCAGCUUGCGGUGUUACCAUCUUAUGGAAGAGGACGAGAUGGACCUGGUGGAAGAUUCAGUAGCCUUAUUUUUGGGACAAAUUUAACUGAUGUUGUUGUCACAGGUGGAAAUGGCACCAUAGAUGGUCAAGGUGCACCUUGGUGGAUGAAAUACCGCAGCAAGCAAUUGAAUAUCACUCGGCCCUAUCUUAUUGAGAUCAUGUACUCUGAUAAAGUCCAGAUUUCCAACUUAACUUUAAUCAAUUCUCCAUCAUGGAACGUUCAUCCCAUAUACUGCAGAAAUGUACUGGUUCAAGGCCUCACUAUUCUCGCCCCAAUCGAUUCUCCUAAUACAGAUGGGAUAAACCCAGAUUCAUGUGCAAACACCAUAAUUGAAGACUGUUACAUAGUCUCAGGCGACGACUGCAUUGCAGUGAAAAGUGGCUGGGAUCAAUAUGGAACCAAAUUUGGAAUGCCCACAAAGCAUUUACUCAUCAGAAGGCUAACUUGCAUUUCACCAGACAGCGCCACCAUAGCUCUCGGCAGUGAGAUAUCCGGAGGAAUCAAAGACGUACGAGCUGAAGAUAUCACCGCCAUCGACACUCAAUCUGGUGUAAGAAUUAAAACUGCCAUUGGAAGAGGAGGAUAUGUGAAAGAUAUAUACGUAAGGAGGAUGACAAUGAAGACGAUGAAGUAUGUUUUCUGGAUGACGGGUUCUUAUGGAUCUCAUCCUGACCCGGGCUUUGACCCGAAAGCACUGCCGGAAAUUACAGGGAUUAAUUACAGAGACAUGAUGGCUGAAAAUGUCACUUAUGCAGCGAGGCUUGAUGGAAUUGAAAAUGACCCAUUUACCGGAAUUUGCAUUUCUAAUGUGACGAUUGGAUUGACGGAAAACCCACAUAAACUUCAUUGGAAUUGUACGAAUGUUCAAGGAGUUACCAGCCGUGUGACUCCUCCGGCCUGUGAUUUGUUGCCGGCGAAAAAGGAUAACAGUGAUUGUUUCUACCCCAAGGAUAAGCUUCCCAUAGAGAAUGUUAAGUUGAAGACUUGUUUCUUGAAGUAGUUCUAAAGAGUGUAUUGUUAUUGAUAC